Labrus bergylta (ballan wrasse) is the source of this 1028-nucleotide messenger RNA. It is a transcript of the gene pigf, whose product is annotated as phosphatidylinositol glycan anchor biosynthesis, class F. Gene Ontology annotation, biological process: GPI anchor biosynthetic process. Gene Ontology annotation, cellular component: endoplasmic reticulum membrane. The record is from RefSeq and is a predicted model, not a curated record. Lineage: Eukaryota; Metazoa; Chordata; Actinopteri; Labriformes; Labridae.
AUUACUCCAUGUUUACGGAAGAAGGGUCAAGAAACAUCCAUUGAUUCACCCUUCUUCGUACAUAUGCUGCUGGAUUAAAGACUUUUGUGUGUUUUUUUUUUGUUUUUUUUUCUCGUCCUCUUGUUGUAGACAGGCGACGGCUUCACGAUGUGGGACCAUGAGAUCAGAGCCAUGGCGUCCACUCACUGCAUCAUCGCCGCCUCGGUGUUCAUGGCGACCGUCCUACCUGCGGUGCUCGUGCCGGGCUUCUCGGUGUACGGGACUCACCUGCUGUGGAUCUACUCGGUGUCCGGUGCGGUUAUCGCGGUCAGUGUCGCCGUCUUCUGGCUGCUCGGCAUCACACCGCCCGCCAAGAAGCACACAGUGGGAUACAAGGUACAACUGUCAAGGUUGUUUCGUUCCUGUCUGUACUUCAUCCUGUCGUGCCUGUUCUUCCACACAGUGGUGGUUCUCUAUGGAGCUCCGCUGAUUGAGUCAGCUUUAGAGACGUUCUCCCUCGCGGUGCUGUUAACCUCUCUGACCACGCUGAGGUGUCUUUGUGUCCUCGGACCCAACGUCCAGGCCUGGAUACGAGUGUUCAGUCGACACGGAGCUAUGUCCGUGUGGGACACCUGUCUACAGAUCACUGUGGCCUGCACGCUGGUGGGGGCCUGGGUGGGAGCAUUCCCGAUACCUCUGGACUGGGACAGGCCUUGGCAGGCUUGGCCUGUGUCCUGCAGCCUGGGUGCUAUGAUCGGUUUCUUGACCGGGCUUGUUGCUGCUCCUGCCUGGAUCCACUAUCAUCGCAAACAGCUCACAUACAAGUGCAAGUGAUGGAGAGAUAUACUGUAUGAAUGUGAUCAUGAGGGUAUUUUCUCUAACCCUGCAGUUUUCCUUGACCAUGUACUGAUUAUUUAUUGGGAACUCUCACUAUGUUUGCUACCUGUAGGACAGAUUCUUUUCUCUAUGAGCAAUAUUAUUUUGUACACAUGAAGGCUGAAUAUGUUUCUGGAGACUUUUGACAUGAAUAAAUCAUAACUUCUUUCUAA